AUGAAAAUAUUAGUUGAUAUUGUUCUAUUUAUAAGUUGUCAAGGAAUUGGUUUUCGAGGACACGACGUGACAAAAGAUUCUUUAAAUCAAGGAAACUUUAAAGAAAUAUGCAAACUUUUAGAAAAAAAUUAUGAGGAAUUUGCAAAAAAAUUUAAUCUGAAAACCAAUUAUUCAAGUCAUAUCAUUCAAGAUGAACUUACAAGUAUAGUUGCAGAUGUUGUGAAAGAAACGAUUGUGAAAGAUGUUGAGGUGUUUGGAAUUAUGUGUGAUGAAGCAAGGUGUUACAAACAAGAACAAAUGGCAUUAUGUGUAAGAUAUGUCAAAAAUCUAGAUGUCGUUGAGAGAUUUCUUGGUUUUAUAGAUUGUUCUAAGAAACAAGAUGCUGAAUCUUUAUAUCAACACAUAUUAUGGUAUCUGAAAAAGUGUAAACUUAGUUCUAAACCACAAAUAGUUGCUCAGUCAUAUGACGGUGCGAACGUUAUGUCUGGGAAAUUUAACGGACUACAAAGUAAAGUAAAAAGUCAAUAUCCUUACGCUAUUUAUACGCAUUGUAUGGCACAUAAAAUGAACCUCAUUGUCAUUGAUAUGUGUAAAUAUGUAAAGGAAACGACGAAUGUGUUCAAUACUUUAGAAUCCCUAUACAUACAUUUUUCACACCCGUCAAAAAAAUCAACAUUUAAUUAA
Messenger RNA from Macrosiphum euphorbiae (potato aphid), 684 nucleotides. NCBI's taxonomy places the organism in Eukaryota, Metazoa, Arthropoda, Insecta, Hemiptera, Aphididae. The record is from the annotation of a GenBank genome assembly.